Messenger RNA from Trifolium pratense (red clover), 1007 nucleotides. RefSeq names its product probable bifunctional TENA-E protein. Bases 201 to 887 code for a protein of 228 amino acids. The record is from RefSeq and is a predicted model, not a curated record. The transcript is spliced from 3 exons. NCBI's taxonomy places the organism in Eukaryota, Viridiplantae, Streptophyta, Magnoliopsida, Fabales, Fabaceae. Gene Ontology annotation, cellular component: cytosol.
GCGGUGCAUCGGUUUGAUGAGAUGUUUGUUUCAUAAUUCACCAAAGAAAAGACAAAGCCAUGUGUAAUGUAAUGUAAUGCAAUGAAGUUCGUUCACUGUUGUUGGCGGCCACCUCUAAAUUGAACUCGAUCUUUUUAUAACACACCACUCAUCCAUCGAUAUCAAAAAUCAAAAAGAAAGAAACAAUCGAGAAGAAGAAGAUGCAGGAAAUCGUAAAAGCUGAGGAGAAGAAAAUCGGUAUGACUGAAGCUUGGUUGAGGAAACAUCGUCCUGUCUACCAAGCAGCCACCAAACAUCCUUUUAUCCGUACCAUUCGUGACGGCACUGUCCAAUCUCAUUCCUUCAAAACAUGGCUUGCACAGGAUUACUUGUUUGUUAGAGAGUUUGUUCCAUUUGUUGCAAGUGUGCUUAUAAAAGCUUGUAAAGAAUCAGAUGACAAUGAUGACGUGGAAGUUAUAUUGGGAGGCAUGGCUUCUCUUAAGGAUGAAAUUUCUUGGUUUAAGAGAGAAGCCAAUAAAUGGGGCAUUUCACUCUCAGAGGUUAUUCCUCAAAAUGCAAACAAAAACUAUUGUCAGUUGCUGGAAAGUUUGAUGAGUCCAGAAGUGGAUUAUACUGUGGCUCUUACUGCAUUUUGGGCAAUUGAAGCUGUGUAUCAAGAGAGUUUUGCAUACUGCAUUGAAGAAGGCUCAAAAACUCCACCAGAAUUGAAGGAGACUUGUGAAAGAUGGGGGAAUGAGGGGUUUGGUCAGUAUUGCAAAUCUCUGCAAAAGUUAGUGGAUCAGCGGUUGCUAAAGGCUUCUGAUGAUGAACUCAAAAAGGCUGAAGUUAUGUUGCUGAGUAUUAUUGAACAUGAAAUUGAAUUCUGGAAUAUGAGCCGUGGAAAUUAAUGUUUGAUUUUGUUUCAAAAGAAACCUUUUAUGUAUGUGUUGUGUGUAAAAUAAUGAAAGCUUGUUUAUGUUGUUAUAGCUUUAAGUAGUGUAUGGAAUGGAAUGCCUAGAUUAAUAAAA